AAUGAAUAGAUAAUAACUACGUGGGACAAAAUGGCUGAAGGAACUGUAUUCUAUACUUGUUUGCUUGUAUUGUUCUGCGUGACGACCAUUUCCUGUAAUUGUCCAGAGACCUGGGUUACCUUCGGCGGAAGUUGCUACCUGUUUGCAUUCGGUCAAGAUUCUGACUUCACUGAAGCAAGACAUUAUUGCCAACUCCACCACGACGCCUAUCUUGUCGAAGUGAAUGAUGCACACGAAAACAACUUCAUAGUGUAUUUAUUAAAUAACUUCAAGGAUCAUCUCUGGUGGAUUGGUCUUUCUGAUGAAACAAUCGAGGGCGAGUGGAAAUGGGUCAACUCGGACGCAAGGCCUGAGUUUACGUACUGGGCAGCAGGACAACCGGAUUCAUACCACGGGUCGAACGAGGACUGCGCCUUGUUUCAUGUUCACGCCAACUACACCUGGCAUGACGUAGGGUGUGAUAUAAAAUGUGGAAUAAUAUGUGAGAAAGAAGAAGAAGAGCCGGUGGUCGUUGGGUAGUGACAGGGAGGCUUUAUCAACAAAACAAUUGCGUUUAUCGGACUUCUCAAUCGACCUUGUAUUGAAAAUGAUAACGUACAAACGAUAAAAUCUGUAUUUAUAAUAUCGCUUUAGACAAGAUAAAUCAAUAAAAUAAGCUGAAAAUGUA
Mya arenaria is the source of this 667-nucleotide messenger RNA. RefSeq names its product perlucin-like protein. Lineage: Eukaryota; Metazoa; Mollusca; Bivalvia; Myida; Myidae. The transcript is spliced from 6 exons. The coding region runs from base 31 to 519 and encodes 162 amino acids. Gene Ontology annotation, molecular function: signaling receptor activity. The record is from RefSeq and is a predicted model, not a curated record.